Molecule: messenger RNA, 811 nt
Organism: Frieseomelitta varia
Lineage: Eukaryota; Metazoa; Arthropoda; Insecta; Hymenoptera; Apidae
Gene: mRpL41
Product: 39S ribosomal protein L41, mitochondrial
Exons: 3
Coding region: 244-747 (167 amino acids)
Biological process (GO): translation
Cellular component (GO): mitochondrial large ribosomal subunit
Molecular function (GO): structural constituent of ribosome
Source: RefSeq, a predicted model, not a curated record
UUUCAUCGCUAUGCGGCGCUAGUAUUUCAGUGUCCAUAAAACACAUCUUUAUUUGUAAAAGAAAUUAAUUAAGGAUUAAAAGGGAUUAAUACAUUUGUAGUUGAUAUUUAUAGUUACAUUAUAGCCUAAUUGACACCUCAACAUUCUUCCUUCAAGCGAUUAAUGCAAAAUGUAAUCUACGAUUUUAGGUUAUUUUUCUUGUAUUAGGUUAUAUUUUCAUUUGUAUGUAGAACGUAAAAUAAGAUGGCAUCCACGUUUGUAGUUAUAACCCGACAAAUAUCGACGUCAUCGAAAUGUCAUGGUAAACGUAAUUUUCGUAUGAUUACGCUGUACAAUAAACAGGGUAACCGUGCAUAUAAAGAAGCACGAGCCAAGGAUCCACAUUAUGAUAUUCCUAUUGACAGAAGAGGUGUAAAGCCAACAGGCAGAUGGAACGGCAAUCAAUGGGUUAACAUACCAGAAAUGAUACCAGAACUUGUUGUUCCUUCUCUGAAAGACUUUCAUUUAAAGCCAUACGUUUCUUAUAGAGUUCAGGAUGUCAACAAGCGUGAAUUCACCGCUAAAGACUUGUUUGAUUUGCACUAUGCUAAUAAAAUUAAGAAAGACUUCCAAGAGGGUCAAUUAGAUCCAAAUGGCGAACCAUUGAAUCCCAGUGAAUAUGAAAAACUGACACCCACAGAAGCUAGAAACCAGGCUGAGAGAACUGGUACAGAUAUUUUCGAAAUGGAAAUAAAACCGAAAACUUGAGUUUAACUUGAGUUGUAAAUUUAAAAAAAAGAACUAGGAUAAAUAAAAUAGCUUUGUAAUCUUA